This is a messenger RNA of Protopolystoma xenopodis, 348 nucleotides long. Lineage: Eukaryota; Metazoa; Platyhelminthes; Monogenea; Polystomatidea; Polystomatidae. The record is from the annotation of a GenBank genome assembly.
AUGUCUGUGACAGCGAUUUCCAUCCUCAGGACGAGCCCACAUGUGACCAUCUUGACGUUUGCUUUCGAACUGCGCUGCUUGGCUUUGCAACUUCCUCUUCAGAAUUACAUCGGCUGCGUAUGCUUUAUUUGCUUGGUUGCGGAUUUCAAGAGCCCGUCAUUGUUGGUUGGAGUGUGCAUCAUGUGCUCCUGCGGGACACUGUACCAGUCGAAUCGGCCACCUGGCAAACGGCGUCUUCCAUCGUCUCAAGAGCCGGGAUUAGCGAAGAUGACGGGGCUUGUCAGAUCGGGGCUUGUUGAAGCACAUGUCAUGUCGUUGCGUGAUUGGGAAUUACGCCUGAUCGCAUGA